AUGGACACCAAGAGCCUCCCGGACAUCCAGAGCCACAGGGACCUCCACAUAUGGAUCAUUGAGAACUUGGAGAUGGUGCCCGUCCCCGAGAGCGCUUACGGGAACUUCUUUGAGGAGCACUGUUACAUCGUCCUCCACGUCCCCCAGGGCCUGAAGGCUGCGCAGGGGGCAGCCAAGGACCUGCACUACUGGAUCGGAAAGAAGGCGGACACAGAGGCGCAGGCCGUGGCGAGCACCUUCCUGCGGCGCCUGCAGGAGACCCUGGGUAGCGCCACCGUGUUGCACCGGGAGGUGCAGGAGCACGAAUCCGACUGUUUCUGCAGCUACAUCCGCCCAGGGAUCAUCUACAGGAAGGGAGGGCUGGCCUCUGCCCUCAAGCAUGUGGAGACCAAUAUGUACAACAUCCGGCGACUGCUACGCAUCAGAGGGAGGAAGCAUGUGUCAGCCACCGAGGUGGAGCUCUCCUGGGACAGCUUUAAUAAGAGUGACAUCUUUCUGCUGGACCUGGGCAAGGUGAUGAUCCAGUGGAAUGGGCCCAAGAGCAGCAAUUCUGAGAAGGCACGGGGCCUGGCCCUGACCCGCAGCCUCCAGGACAGGGAGCGUGCUGGUCGUGCACAGAUCGGCGUGGUGGAUGAUGAGGACAAAGCCUCUGGCCUCAUGGAGAUCAUGGAAGCUGUGCUGGGCAGCAGAGUGGGCAGCCUGUUCACUGUCCUGCCCAACAAAACGAUUACCCAGCUGCAGAAGGCCCGAGUCCACCUCUACCGGGUCCACGAGAAGGGUAAGGACCUGGUGAUCCAGGAGUUGGCAACCUGCCUACUGACCCAAGACCUACUGCAUGAGGAGGACUGCUGCAUCCUGGACCAAGGGGGUGUCAAGAUCUACGUGUGGCAGGGACGCAGGUCCAAGCCCCCGGAGCUAAGGUCGUCCUUCAGCCAGGCUCUGGGCUUCAUUGAGGCCAAGGGCUACCCCCCCUACACCAACGUGGAGGUGCUGAACGAGGGCGCCGAGUCCGCGGGGUUCACGCAGCUCUUCCGGAGGUGGUCCAAGGACCAGGACAAGACCGCGAACCUCCGAUGGAUCCGUGAGCGGGGCGGGCGGGCGAAACCGGGUCAGGCGGAGGCGGACCUGAGCAGGCUGCACAGCCAGCCCGAGCGAGCCGCCCGGCUCAGGAUGGUGGACGGCGGCGCUGGGAAGGUGGAGGUGUGGUGCAUCCAGGACUCAGGCAGGCAACCCGUGGAGCCCAAGCAUCAUGGACAGUUUUAUGCAGGCAACUGCUACCUUGUCUUCUACACAUACCAGAGGAUGGGUCACACCAAGUACAUCCUGUACCUGUGGCAGGGCCAGGAGGCCACCGCACAAGAGAUCAAGGCCCUGAACGGCAACGCCGAGGAGCUGGACCUCCUGUACCACGGAGCCCUGGUGCACGAGCACGUGACCAUGGGCAGUGAGCCCAAGCACUUCUUCGCCAUCUUCCAGGGCCAGAUGGUGGUCUUCCAGGGUAGCGCGGGGCACAGUGGGAGGGGGCAGCCAGCGUCUGCCACGAGGCUCUUCCACGUGCAAGGCACCGACAGCUACAACACCAGGAUCAUGGAGGUGCCAGCCCGGGCCUCCACCCUCAACUCCAGUGACAUCUUCUUGCUGAUUACAGGCAGCAUCUGCUACAUCUGGUUUGGGAAGGGCUGCAGUGGUGACCAGCGUGUGAUGGCGCGGAAGGUGGUCACUGUCGUCUCUGGGAACAUGGAUCAGGAAACAGUGCUGGAGGGUCAGGAGCCUCCCCACUUCUGGGAGGCCCUGGGAGGCAGGGCUCCCUACCCCAGCAACAAGAGCCUCCCUGAGGACGUCUCCAGCUUCCAGCCACGGCUGUUUGAGUGCUCCGGCCACAACGGCCACCUGGUCCUCAUGGAGGUCGUGUUCUUCAGCCAGGACGACCUGGACAAGUAUGAUGUCAUGUUACUGGACACCUGGCAGGAGAUCUUCCUGUGGCUGGGAGAAGCUGUGAGCAAGCAGAAGGAGGAGGUGGUGGCCUGGGGCCGGGAGUACCUGCAGACCCACCCGGCGCGGAGGAGCCAGACCAUACCCAUCGUGCUCAUCAAGCAGGGCCAUGAGCCUCCCACUUUCACCGGAUGGUUCCUUGCCUGGGACCCCUACAAGUGGACUGAGAGUGAGUCCUACAGGGAGUUGGUGGAGGGCAGCCUGGACACAAUAACGGCCAUCACUGAGAUAACAGCUGAAGUCAACAACUUCCGGCUGUCCCGAUGGCCAAGCAAUAGCAGUCCAGGCUCCUUGGCCCUACAGGCCCUCAAGGGCUCCCAGGACAGAUCAGAAAAUGAGCUGGAGCUGGGCCCCAAGGUGGAUGGCACCAGCACCGGCACCAGCAUCAGCAGCACCAGAUCCAUGAUCAAUGGGGGCCUGCCCCGUGAACAGCUGAUGUACAAGACUGCCAAGAACCUGCCAGUGGGUGUGGACCCCGCCCAAAAGGAGUUCUAUCUCUCAGACUCUGACUUCCAAGACAUCUUUGGGAAGUCCAAGGAGGAAUUCUACGGCAUGGCCAAGUGGAAGCAGCAGCAGGAGAAGAAGCAGCUCGGUUUCUUCUGA
Messenger RNA from Molossus molossus (Pallas's mastiff bat), 2595 nucleotides. RefSeq names its product villin-like protein. The transcript has 20 exons. Gene Ontology annotation, molecular function: phosphatidylinositol-4,5-bisphosphate binding; actin filament binding. The record is from RefSeq and is a predicted model, not a curated record. Gene Ontology annotation, cellular component: actin cytoskeleton; cytoplasm. The coding region runs from base 1 to 2595 and encodes 864 amino acids. NCBI's taxonomy places the organism in Eukaryota, Metazoa, Chordata, Mammalia, Chiroptera, Molossidae. Gene Ontology annotation, biological process: barbed-end actin filament capping; cytoskeleton organization; actin polymerization or depolymerization.